AUGUCAUCAACAGUGGAGAUGAAACCUGAACAAGAAAAAACUGCAUUGAAUAUAAUAAAAAAAUGGUUUUUAAAUUCGCCAACACAUGGAAUUCGACGAAUUAGUAUUGCUACUUCAAUAUUUGAACGUGUCUUUUGGUCAUUAACUUUCGUAGUAUUUACAACACUAAUGUGCAUUUUCAUCUAUACGGUUAUUGUUAAAUAUAUUGCUCACCCAACAAAAAUUAACCUAAGUGUAAGACAACAUCGUGAUACGAAGAAUUUUCCAGCAAUCACAUUUUGCAAUCUUAAUCCUCUUCGAAGUGAGAAAUUCAUCGAUGAUGAUCUAUAUGAUCAACGAACUCCUCCCAAUUCAAAUCAAUUUUAUACGGAUGACGAUUACAAGAAUCGAUUUAUUCAAUAUAUGGGUAGACUUGUUGCUAAAAACCUCGAAAAUAAACAACCAACAAUUAUUCCAUCUGGAUAUAAAUUAGACGAUCUUCUUGUUCAAUGUACAUUUAAUGGGCGAACAUGCCAUCGCAAUUUAACAUCAUUUUUUCAUCCAAAUUAUGGAAAUUGUUAUACAUUUAAUAACGAUUAUCAUGUUGAAGCCAUUCAACGUAAUGAUACAUAUCAUUUUUGGUCAAUUGAUGAUGAAAAUACCGUUGAAAGUUAUAAAUUAUUUCUUGAAUUAUAUCUUCACCAAAAUGAAUAUAUUCAAUAUCUUGAUGAUCGAGCAGCAUUCCGCAUAUUUAUCCAUCGUAAAGACGAUAUACCCAUACUAUCUCAAAACAGCUUUUUUUUAGCACCAACAACAUUUACAAAACUUAUUUUUUCUCAACGUAUUAUAUCAUUUUCUCAACAAUGUCGAAAUGAUUUAACACCUGGCAUGAAACAAAUAUUUAAUUCACAUGAUAUUCGAUAUUCACAAGCAUUAUGUUUUAAAUUAUGUGAACUUCGUUAUAUCAGAAAAAUAUGCCAGUGUACAGAUCAAUCACUUAUGGUAUACUUUCAAUUUUUUUCUCAAAAUAAUACGAAAACACGAAUUUCACGCAUUCCAUGUUCAACAAAUGAAGAAUGUCUGGAAAAUCGCGCAACUUUCAAUUCACGGCAACACUGUCCUGACUGUUUACCUGAAUGUGAAAUAAUUCAAUAUAAAGUUCAAUCAUCAUUUGCUGCAUAUCCAAAUACACGUUCAAUCGAAAAAGUUUUGCAACGAGUAGAUAAGCAUUUCAAAGCAAUGGGACAAUCAUUAGUUCAGUCAAAUACAUCAGCUUGUUCAAAUAAUCGUAAAGUUUCUUUACUUGAUAAUAUUGUUGCUGUCGAAGUAUCAGCCAGUCCUGUUGCCACAGAAAUUCUAGCUGAAUCACCAAUGUAUACAUGGGUUGAUGUUAUAUCAAGCAUUGGUGGACAAACAGGACUUUGGAUUGGUGUUAGCUUAAUAAGCUUUGUUGAAAUUGCAGAAUUAUUAUUUCUUCUUUUUUGCCAUUGUAUGGAAAAAAUCUAUCAAAGUAUUUCAAUUCGAUGGAAACAUUUUUGUCAACGAUAUAUUUCGAAAAAAAUAUCGAGCAGAUUUUGA
This is a messenger RNA of Rotaria socialis, 1557 nucleotides long. Lineage: Eukaryota; Metazoa; Rotifera; Eurotatoria; Philodinida; Philodinidae. The record is from the annotation of a GenBank genome assembly.